Molecule: messenger RNA, 1113 nt
Organism: Hydatigera taeniaeformis
Lineage: Eukaryota; Metazoa; Platyhelminthes; Cestoda; Cyclophyllidea; Taeniidae
Source: the annotation of a GenBank genome assembly
AUGCUCCCUCUCGGUUUCAUAGGUCUUCAAUUGCGCGAGCUGGAAAAGGUGCGGAGUCAUGGCGUCAAUUCAUUAGGCGGUACCACUGAGCGUGAUUCACAAUAUCGCUCCAAGUCGCGAUCGGCACACAAACUGCGCAAGCUCCACGGUCACGGUCACAACGUCAGCCAGCAGCACCCACACCAUCCAGAGAAGAAGACCUCGACGGCGCGUCCAAUCAGUAUGAUUACGCUUUCUGAUGGCAGUAUGAGCUCACUCUCAUGCACCACUACGUCGGCAUCCAAUUCAUCAAACUCUUCUUCGGAACAAAGAUCGAGUGCCUCUUCUACUGCCUCCUCCUCUGCUUUCCUUGGCCCCAAUGGAAAGUUUGAUCUUUUGAAUGUUCUUCUUUCUGCUGUUUUCACAGGCGGUUCGUUGCAACAUGCGGCACCACGCAGACGUGUGUCAAACGAUGCAUCGACAACGCCAGUAGCUAAGGCCAAGUUCGGCAGCACAGCGACCCUCACGGAGGGUGGUGGUGGCAGUGUAAACGGAGACGACGAUGAGGAGUCGGAAGUUGAGAGGGUGGCCUCCUCCAGCCACUAUUGGUACGCCAACGAUGGUGGCGAAGGUGAAGCCGACAAUGGCAGUGUGGGUAGCAACGGCGAUUACAACUCGGAUAUCGACGAAAAUGAUGACGAAUGGCCAGAACGAGUGCUCGAAGUUGCAGGUGUUUUGCCCUCGGAAAAGGCUGAGGUUGUCGAUAUUCGGUCGCGCCCUCCACUUCCCCCCAUUGAGCAUAAUGGCAAAAUUGGACAAAUUCCUCAACAUGCACCUCAAUCGUCAGAGGAAGCACCUCCCUUACUACAGACUUCUUCAACGCCCUCUUCAAAAAUGCGAUUCCCGGUUCAGCCAACGCAGUUCGAGUACACUUUUCGUCGGCACAUCCAUCGCCGUCCUCAUGCCCACCAGCUGUCCUCCCAACACAUUACCGACAAGUGCCAACGUGAUCUCUACAUUUGUCUCCUCCAGCUCCUGGCCAAUCUUACCGAAGAACCGAUUGCUAUGCUGCUACGCAGUCUGUCCGAUGCAGAACGUGCAGACUUUCUCAAACUGCUUACGUAUGUUGUGUAG